AUGCCAUACACGCUGACCGUCGAGUCACUUAACCCGGCUAUUCUUGAUGUCGAGUACGCCGUGCGCGGCGAGCUCGCUAUUAAGGCCGAGCAGUAUCGCAACCGUCUCAAGGAGGACAACCACGGUCUGCCAUUCACUAAGGUCAUUUCGUCCAACAUCGGCAACCCACAGCAAAAGGGUCUGGAUCAGCCCUCACUUACGUUCCCAAGACAAGUCGCUGCCCUCACAGAGUGGCCCAAGCUCUUGGACUUGGCGCCCCAGGUCUUCCCAGAAGAUGUCAAGGCUCGCGCACGAGAAUUGUUGGAGGAAAUUGGCUCCAUCGGCGCCUACUCCCACAGUCAAGGCGUCCCCCUCAUUCGCAAGCAUGUUGCCAGGUUCAUUGAAGAGCGUGACGGUUACCCAUCCAACCCUGAUCAUAUCUUUCUAACCGCUGGUGCCUCCUUCGGCGUUUCUCUAUUAAUCGAGAUGCUGAUCACUCCGCCAAAAUCCGGUAUCCUCAUUCCUAUUCCGCAGUACCCAUUAUACACGGCGUCUCUCGCUCAGCACUCUGGCAUACCGCUCCCAUACCAUCUUGACGAGUCAUCGGGAUGGUCUACGUCUCUUCACGAAAUCGAGGAGGCCCUAGAAAAAACGAAGAAAGAUGGGAUCAACGCCCGAGCUGUCGUCGUGAUCAACCCGGGCAAUCCAACUGGCGCGUUGCUCGACUACCCUACGCAGGAAAAAAUCGUUCAUAUCUGCGAGAAGUACGGACUGGCCCUCCUUGCCGAUGAGGUCUACCAACACAAUCUGCACAUGCCCGAACAGCAUACCUUCACGUCUUUCAAGAAGGUUGUUCGUGACCUGCAAUCCAACAUCCCACUCUUCUCGUUCCAUUCUAUAUCCAAGGGUGUUUAUGGCGAAUGCGGCCGCCGAGGGGGUUACUUCGAAUGUACCAACAUCCCCGAAGAGAUCGUCUCGCUCAUCUACAAGAUGGUCAGUGUUGGGCUUUGUCCACCUUUGCCGGGACAGAUCGGAGUGGACUGCAUGGUUCGCCCGCCCAAAGAGGGCGACGAAAGUUACUCGCUGUGGAAACAAGAAACGGAUGCGAUUCACAAGGCGCUCGCGGACCGUACGAGGAUGAUGGCGGAGAGGUUGAACAAACUUCCCGGGGUAUCAUGUGUACACUCUCCCGGAGCGUUGUACCUGUAUCCCAAGCUCGAGCUGCCGGAUGCGGCCGUAGAAGCGGCGAAGAAAGCAGGCAAGAAGCCUGACGACUUCUAUGCACUCAGGCUCCUGGAUCGUACGGGCAUUUGCGUCGUGCCUGGGUCAGGUUUCGGUCAAAAGCCUGGCGAGAGUCAUUAUAGGUUGACGUGUUUGUGUCCCGGUGUUGAGGAGUAUGUUGGGGCUUUGGAAAUGUUCCACCUCGAGUUCAUGAAGGAAUACGAUGGUCUUUAG
Punctularia strigosozonata HHB-11173 SS5 is the source of this 1434-nucleotide messenger RNA. RefSeq names its product PLP-dependent transferase. The record is from RefSeq and is a predicted model, not a curated record. Gene Ontology annotation, molecular function: L-alanine:2-oxoglutarate transaminase activity; pyridoxal phosphate binding. The transcript has 3 exons. NCBI's taxonomy places the organism in Eukaryota, Fungi, Basidiomycota, Agaricomycetes, Corticiales, Punctulariaceae. The coding region runs from base 1 to 1434 and encodes 477 amino acids. Gene Ontology annotation, biological process: biosynthetic process.